This is a messenger RNA of Hipposideros armiger (great roundleaf bat), 471 nucleotides long. It is a transcript of the gene GHRH, whose product is annotated as growth hormone releasing hormone. Gene Ontology annotation, biological process: regulation of protein localization; growth hormone secretion; adenylate cyclase-activating G protein-coupled receptor signaling pathway. Bases 79 to 399 code for a protein of 106 amino acids. Gene Ontology annotation, cellular component: terminal bouton; perikaryon; extracellular region. NCBI's taxonomy places the organism in Eukaryota, Metazoa, Chordata, Mammalia, Chiroptera, Hipposideridae. Gene Ontology annotation, molecular function: growth hormone-releasing hormone activity; peptide hormone receptor binding; neuropeptide hormone activity. The record is from RefSeq and is a predicted model, not a curated record. The transcript has 5 exons.
UCUGUGGAACUGGAGCAGCGCUGCACAGCAGAGGGAGGUCUUUCUGCCACAUCGCAGGUGCCACCACAGGGGUGCAAAAUGCUGCUCUGGGUGUUCUUGCUCAUGAUCCUCACCCUCAGCAGUGGCUCCCACUGCUCCCCACCCUCUCUGCCCCUCAGGAUGCCCCGGUAUGCCGAUGCCAUCUUCACCAACAGCUACCGGAAGGUGCUGGGCCAGCUGUCUGCCCGCAAGCUGCUCCAGGACCUCAUGAGCAGGCAGCAGGGGGAAAGAAACCAGGAGCAAGGAGCAAAGGUAAGGACUGGCCGUCAGGUGGACAGCAUGUGGGCAGACCGAAAGCAGAUGGCAUUGGAGAGCAUCCUGGUGGCCCUGCCGCAGAAGCAGAGGAAUUCCCAAGGAUGAAGAUCCUGCCUGUGUUUUACGCUGCCUGCAGCCAAAACACAACCGCAUCCAGUUAAUCCUAUUUAAUUUUUG